This is a messenger RNA of Condylostylus longicornis, 5692 nucleotides long. It is a transcript of the gene vir, whose product is annotated as protein virilizer. The record is from RefSeq and is a predicted model, not a curated record. The transcript has 7 exons. NCBI's taxonomy places the organism in Eukaryota, Metazoa, Arthropoda, Insecta, Diptera, Dolichopodidae. Gene Ontology annotation, cellular component: RNA N6-methyladenosine methyltransferase complex. Gene Ontology annotation, molecular function: RNA binding. The coding region runs from base 97 to 5571 and encodes 1824 amino acids.
AUGACAUUUUAAUAAAUUAAAAAAAUAAAAAAAAAAUUGUUUGUAAGCUCUAGCUUUAUGUAUAAUAAAUUUCUUAAAUAAAUGUAGGCAAAAAGUAUGGAUUUAUCUCCAGAAUUACUAUUUUUUGAUACAUUUUCACAUGAAGCGAAUGAGGAUAUAAAUUUAGAUUUGGUUCAGUUUCCUAAGCCUGUGUAUAUUACAGAAGUCCGAAUAAUUCCUCUUGGAGCACGAGUCCAAGCAGACUUUCCAGGUGGUGUUAGAUUAGGUGCGACUAACCCUUCAAAGUUUGAUAUAGAAUUUUUUGUUAAUGACCUUGGAAAACCAGGUGCAUCUACUUUUGAGAUUUUGGGAAGCUUAGAAUACAAUCAAAAUAACUGCAUACACUUAGAAUGUCCUGAUGAUAAAAUACCUACCGACGGUCUAGUAUUACGUGGUUGGUAUUCCACUAUAACGUUAGCUGUGUAUGGAACACUAACAAAAAAUUUGGCAGAACAAAUUGCCAGUCCGCAACACACACCAAGUGAGCCAACACAAGAAAUUAUUGAGGAAACCCCCGCAGAGCCAAUAAUUCCAGCAGCAAGUAUUGAGGUUAAACCAAUUCCACUGGAAUUGCAAGAGCCCAGUUUUGAAGAACCACCCUGUGCAGAACCAAGGGAGCCGAGAGAACCAGUUCGAUCCUUUAGCGGUGGUCCAAACGAAGAAACCUUUUUCGAUUCACCAAGCAGGGAAUUAUGUUUAAAUAAUAGCAAUCGAAUUGAACAUGAAAAACGUUCACGAACUUACUCUGACAGUAAUGAUCGUGAAUACAACAGCUCAAACACAUCUAAAAAACGAGAGUGGUCUCGAAGUCCUGAGUAUAGGCAUUCCAGACGUAGAAGUGAUAGAUCUCGCAGAGACAGUGAUACCCGUGGAAGUAGUGGUGAUCAUAAAAGGCCAAGAACUCCACCUCAACUAAUAGAUUCCCCCCCUUCUGCACACAGAGUACAGUCACCGGAUGAUAAUUGUGAUGCAGACGAGAUAUUUGAUAGACAAAAGUUGAGAGAAAAAUCUCGCGAAAAGUUAUCACCAGAAAGUCAAGCUCUAAGCGAGGCAAACCCAGAUGAACCUUUGGAAGUUCGAUCACUUGAUGGUGAUGAAAUAUCGGAACAGUUUGAACCAAUUCUUAGUGAUGAUGAAAUUUUGGGAGAUGACAACAGCGCCGGACAAGAUGAUGACAUGGAUAUUGAUGAAUCUGAAUUCGAUAACCCUGUAAAAGUUUUUGAUCCUUUCAAAAUGCCAAUAAAUGUAUUUGAAUGUAACUUAAAAGAAACGUGCGCAAGUAAGAUUCAAUCUAUUAAGAAAGUGAUUGACAAAUUUCAAAAUCAGGAAAAACUUGAAAUAAGAGAAUUUGUGCGACAAAGUGCAGACGAGAAAGAAACGUUUGUUAAUUUAUGUGAACUCUUAAUUAAUAACCUUAUGCAAAUUAACCAGCUGUCAUCAAAACAACGUAAUUUUGUAAUACAUAAUGCUUUCCAGGAUGAAAGCGUUUUAAAAUUAAUGGGAAAAAUUUUGCGAAUUUCUUUAAACUUCGAGUGUGCAUGUUCACAAAUGCAACCAGGAUAUAAAAUUCGUCAUAUUAAAAUUGGGCCACGUCUGGUGGAAUUAACCUUAUUUUCACAACAUGUACUAAAAUUUAUUAUUGAAAAGGAAUUUUUAGAUCCUUACAAAUAUUUAUUUGACCUUUAUCAUCAAGAUCAUAUGGCUUUAUCCAUUAAACUUAUUAUAUUAAAGGCAAUUUACUCCGUUCUCGAUUCAAAAUACGGUGUUCAAAAUUUCUUAAGCAACAAAGCGAAUGGGUAUCAAAAAAUAUUGUUAAUUAUGCAAAAUAAUCCGUUAACUAGAUUGAAAUUUGCUCUUAAAGCUAUAGUUAAGAAAAUUAAUUUGUUUGAAGCUUUGGAGACUAUUCGAGAUCUUGUAACGAAACAUUUUGUGUUAACUAAUCACAUCUCUAAUGGCUUAGAAGAUUUCCAAAUUUUGGACGCUUGUUUACAAGAAGUAACUCAUGCGCUUAAUGAUAGCGCUUUAAGUUUUCAACAACCAAAGCGAUUUUUACCUUCUAAUAAAUUUGAAUUUCAUAAGGAUCAAUCGGCUAUGCGUAGUUGGUCUUAUAUGUUGCAAUGUUAUUUUCGGGAACACGCGUUAUCGGAAUCUUUACUUUUGAUUAUAACAAACCAAAAUUAUAUCUCCCCGAAUGUUCUUACGACCGCUUUAAAUUUAUUAAGCGAAAUGGUUAAGUGUCAAGUUGGCAUUGAUUACCUUGUAGAUUACAGUUUUGAAACCACAGAAUUACUCAUUAAAUGUUUGUUAGGAUUAGAAGAUGAGUAUCCCGCAAUAGAUGAAGUAUCACAAAAUGAAAAAAUAGACGUCGACUCAGUAAUUUCUCCUCAAAUUCAAGAGAGUGAAAACAGCACUGCACAAGAACCAAUGGAAACGGAAGAUAGUGGAAAAAGUGAGGAAGGUAAAGGUGAAGAAAACACGGAAACCCCAAAGGCAGUUGAACCUUUGGAACCGGUAAAGGAAAAAUCACCUGAAAUAUUACUUCCAAUUAGACUAACACAUAUCCAAAAAUUAGGAGUUGAAAUAGCUUUUAAAGUACAAACGCGUUAUCACAUUGACGCAAUUACUAAUAACCCAACGAAUGUUGAUAUUCUUUGCGAACAUCUUCAUGCCUUAUACAGCCAAACCUGCAGUCAUUACGGAAGGGUUCACACAACAGAAGUUUUGGGAUUUAGUGGAACAAAUUUAAUACCAUUCCUUAAUUUAAUUGAAAAGGAACGCAAAAUACAAGCUAAGCGACAAUUAGAUUCCCCAGGUGCAAAGUAUAAAUCACCAGUUCUGAGUUAUUCGGUUGAUCUUCUAGAUGUUUUUGUGCGAAAUUGUGCAAAUUUAGAUUAUUUAAUCGAUCAUGGGCAGAUAUUAUUAGAUUUUGUGAAAAAUCAUGACGUAUUUGAACCAUCAGUUUCAGCUGUUUUACAAGAAAUGGCGGUAUAUUUAAAGCCUUUAGAAUUAAUCGAUAACUUCUCAUAUGGAGGCGACAUAAAUGCACUUUCUGACUUAAUAAAACGAAGUAUAGAAUAUAUCACAACUUUCCCAGGGGAUUUAAUAAUGGUGUUACGCAUUCUUAAACAUUUAACACUUGGAAAUGUCAGAGAUUCUUUUGGUGAAACAAAAGAGCUAAAAUUAAAGUAUGUCUUGCUACAAUUUUAUUCAGCUGAUGGAGUUGUAACAUUUUUGAAUAUACUAGAGAAAUUAAAUAACUAUUUUGAACAACCUGGUUUGCAUGGACCCACUCUAAUGACGAUCCAAGGUGUCCACACCUGUCAAGUAUUACUGCCAGUAGUACAAAUUUUACGGGAAAUGCUUACAUUUGUUAUUGAAUGCCGCGACACAAGUUUUAAAGAUGUUACCGCUAUAGAACAUCUAAUGAAAACGUACUUUCUAAUGCAUUAUUUUCCAGAACGCAGCCAAGCAUAUGAUGAUGCACAGAAAAUUCGUGCUGAAAUUAUUAAAAUUUUCUUAGCAUAUACACAGCCAAAUGAAGAUGAGCACAUUAGGGGAAGCUUGUGGACCCAAAUGAUUCGAGAAGUUUUAAAAUGUAUUCGAAGCGGUCCAUCAACUUUUAUACCUGGUUUACAGGUUUUAGCUGAACUUUUACCGUUGCCCUUACCUGUAUCGGUACUUAAGGCACUGACUGAGGAAGAAACGCAACGUUUAAUUAUGAAUCGUAAUUUAUGGUCAGCUCACCUACAUCCCGAAAGCGCAAACUUAUCGGAAUUAAUUCAAACAUUAUGUCCAACAACCUUUCCUCAACUUUCAGAUUUAUUAACAAGAGUUUGUUUGCAGUUGGCCGAUCUAGCACCAAAUAUGACUUUAUUAGUUUCAAAAACAAUUUGCGAUAUGAUUGUAGCGGAAUUCAUGGUUAAUUGUACAGAUGGUGUAGGAUCAGCACAUUUGGCUAGAUUACUGAAUUUUAUGGCUCAGCUAACAUGUUAUGCGGCCGUUAAAAUUUCUGCGCUUUCUAUUUUCCCUGGAAAAGUUUCAGAAGCUUUUUUGGCUCUUUUAAACAAAUCUGAUAAAAGGGAUUCCCAUUUACUUUGUCAAACUACAAUUCAUCGAAUUUUUGAAAAUUUUUUCGAUUCUGAAAUUUCAAUGUUUAAUACUAAUAAUGCUCUAAAUAGUAACUUGGAUACCAAUUUAGCAAAUGCUUUACCGUCAAAGGAAUUGAUUCCGGAUAUAGCUAAUGCUGUAAUGAUGAGUUUACUUAAUAGUGACCCAGAAAAUUCAGUGUCAGCCUUAAGAAAUUUGAUUAUUUUAACAGAACAUGAUAUAACAUUUUACCAUUUGAGGCAAAUAUUAAUGAACAAAAAAGCGGAUUUAAAUCAGUGGAUGAUGAAUUUCAUUAGUUCAUUUGAAAAUUCUUCUGACAAAAUGUCUUCAGCAAUAACUUUUGUGUUGUUUUUAAGAAAUUUAGUGAUAAUUGAUGAGCCUACACUUGAAUUAUCUGUUCCUAGCCGCACAUUAAAAUUGGCUUAUUCUGAACUGAAAGUUUUGGUUUGUUCUCUUGAGUUAGUUCCAGAGGAAAAUCCACUUAAUAAAUUGAAAGUCAUAUUUGAAAGUAAAAAUUUAGAAGAAGAAAUUAACGAAUUUGAAAAUGUCAUUCAAGACUUAAAAGAUUUAAUUGAAAAAUUGGAAGAUGCAAAUCAAAUAGAUCGUUCCGAACAAUUGUCAUCACCAUGUGAGCCAAAUUUGCAGCAUGCUGAAGGUAUUGUUACGCAAUUUCUGUCGAGACAAAUAUUUACUGUUUGUGAAAAUGUCGACGAUGUUCAACUUAAUUCAAAUUACUGGCUUGAACCGUUGCGUUUAGAUGAAAUUCCUGAAGUCUCCGAUUCCGAUCGGGUGCACUGUAAUUUAGGUGAAGUUAUUUCAACAUGUCUGCCACCUGAAACAAAUCUGUCUUCUGACUGCAAACGCAUUUUACACUUAUCAGCAUCUCCUCAAUCCAAUCGAGAACGCACUGCGACAGCUCCAUGCUUUAGAACACGGCGUGUUGAGGUGGAACCGCAAACUGGAAGACCUGAAAAGAAAAAAAUCUAUAUUUCACCGAUGCGUGCCCGUGGUUUUCCCCGUGCUCCUCCUUCACGAGGCGAUUUGUUUCGCUCCAGGCCACCAAACACGUCAAGACCACCUUCGUUACAUGUCGAUGAUUUUCUUGCUUUAGAAACAUGUGGCGCUCAACCAACAGGGCCAACUGGAUAUAAUAAGUUAUCUAGAGAUAUUAUUGGCAUAAGGGGUGUAAGAGGAGGAAGAAAUCGUGGUAGAUUAGGAAUCGGAGCCUAUAGAAAAAUUGGUGCAUAUCCUAGAGGAAAUUAUACAAAUGUGGUAGUCGUUACAGCACCACCGCCACAACACUUUAGAACAGCUACGUCAGAACCAGUUGUAACACAACACUUUCCUAAUGAUCAACAUCCUCAUUUUAGUGCGGUUCCGAUCAGAUCAAGAGGAAGAGGACGUAUUAGGACUUUCUUAAGAUAAAAUAUUUUUAAUUAUAUUCUGUAAAUGUCCAUUUUUAUUUUAAAUUUUAGAACUCAUAAUUCUCUUUGUUUUUAAAGAUUAUGUAAUAAAAUUUUAGGUAUCUCUUUUUUCAACAAACCUA